Drosophila persimilis is the source of this 2136-nucleotide messenger RNA. RefSeq names its product probable cytochrome P450 6t3 (gene Cyp6t3). Gene Ontology annotation, biological process: insecticide catabolic process; response to DDT. The record is from RefSeq and is a predicted model, not a curated record. The transcript is spliced from 3 exons. The coding region runs from base 517 to 2025 and encodes 502 amino acids. Gene Ontology annotation, molecular function: oxidoreductase activity, acting on paired donors, with incorporation or reduction of molecular oxygen; iron ion binding; monooxygenase activity. NCBI's taxonomy places the organism in Eukaryota, Metazoa, Arthropoda, Insecta, Diptera, Drosophilidae.
AAAAUUAUUAUAAUAUAGUUAUCAAAUUGCAUUUAAUCUCUCACUUUGUGUGGUUGUGCGUUGAACUUGAAAACAUGGAAAACUGCGCCACCAAUAAAUAAAUAUAAUCUAAAUUUAGUUGAAUGCACUUUUAAACGUUUUCGAAACGCUAUAUUGUUAAUGGGAUUAGGCGAGUAUUAGGUAGUACGAAAAUAGAGGCGGCUGAGGCUGAGAGAAGGGAAUAAGUGAAUGAAAAAGCCUAUAGAGAGGGAGGAUAGAUUGAAUUGAUAUCUCUAUAGCGUGGAGAGAGUGUACAUACUCGUAUGUGUGUAGUCUCAUCUGAUUUAACCGGCAAGCCGCAUGCGUUUCUUAUUGCACUGAUAGACACGCAAUUUCCCAAUCAAAAUGCACUCCAAGAUGUGACAGUCUCGGCUUCCCAGUUCAAUUUUAAAUGACAGAACACGCGAAUCUCGGACUUAGUUCUCAUUCAGGUGCUGUUGGCUGCAUUGCUCCGGAGCCAAAAAAACUUGUGUCAUCAUGGUUUCAUUGUGGCUGCUGAUGCUCGGCAUCCUUUCCAUUUACCUCUGGCUGAGACAAAGGUAUAGCUACUUUGAGCGCCACAAUAUCGUCCACCUGCCCGUCUCCGCGUGGACACCACUGGGACACCUCAGGAAGUUGCUGCUGUUGCGAAUCUCCUUUGGCGAUCUAUUUCACAACAUCUAUGCGGAUCCGCGCGGUGGUCAGGCCAAAGUAGUGGGCUUUUUCCUGUUCCAGACCCCAGCGUUGAUGGUCCGCGAUCCGGAGCUGAUACGCCUCGUGCUGAUCAAACAUUUCAACAGCUUUCUGAACCGCUAUGAGGCGGCAGAUGCUGCUGGUGAUCCCAUGGGAUCGCUGACAUUGCCGCUGGCCAAGUACCAUAACUGGAGGGAGAGUCGUCAGUCGAUGGCGCAGCUGUUCACCAGCGGCCGGAUGCGCGAGUCCAUGUACCCUCUGAUGAUGGGAGUGGUGAUCGACCUGGAGCAAUAUCUGCAAAGGAAGCUCGGAGACCGGUCCGAGCGGAUGCUACCUCUGAGUAAAAUGUGUCAGCUAUAUACCACUGAUGUCACGGGAAACCUAUUCUACAGCAUGGAUGUGGGCGGACUGCGCAGAGGCAAAUCCCAGCUGCUGAAGAAGACCAAGGAGUUGUUUGACCCCGAUCCUCGGAAGGUCCUGGAUUUCAUGAGCAUAUUCUUCUUGCCCCAGUGGACGAACCUGCUGCGGGCUAAGGUGUUCAGCGAGGAAUACGCACAGUUCAUGCGAGGCUUAGUCGGGCAUCCUAGGGAGCGAAGCAAGGGCGAUCUCAUCGAUCAGCUGCUGCAUCUUCAGAGCAGUCGACCCUCCAGCCACUACGCCCAGCAUCCGGACUUCAUCGCCUCUCAAGCGAGCAUUAUUUUGCUCGCUGGCUUCGAGACUUCCUCGGCUCUGCUGGGCUUCACCCUCUACGAGCUGGCCAAGCAACCCGAUCUUCAGAAGCGUCUUAGAGAGGAGCUGGCAGAAGCCUUUUCACUGACUCCCACCCUGACCUAUGAGACGCUGGUCACCCUGCCUUUCCUUCGGAAGGUCUGCCUGGAGGCACUUCGUCUAUAUCCAGCCGCUGCCUUCAUCAACAGGGAGUGUACCAGCUCAGAUCCCAAUGGAUUCUCCCUGCAGCCACACGUGGACUUUGUGGUACCAAAUGGGAUGCCUGCCUACAUCUCCAUCCUGGGACUGCAUCGCGAUGAAAAGUAUUGGCCCGAGCCCAACCGCUUUGAUCCCGAACGAUUUGAUCCAGAUAGGAGCAAGGAUAUCAUACCCAUGACCUAUAUACCUUUUGGAGCUGGCCCCCAUGGCUGCAUCGGCAGUCGUCUAGGGUCUUUGCAGCUGAAACUGGGUCUGGCCCAUAUACUGAGGCUGUGCCGGGUGGAGGUCUGCGAGCAAACAGUGCCGCAGAUACGAUUCAAUCCGAAAACGUUCAUGCUGGAAUCAAAGGAUGAGAUAUAUUUGCGAUUUUACAGGGAUAAGCUAUAAAUUAACUGCAAUGUUUCACCGCGUGGCUGUGAUACUUGGGUAUGGAAAAGGGAAAGUAUUAUUUUUAAUGAAAAAGUUAUAUUUGAAUUGAAUUGUUUUAUUUGGAUGAAA